Molecule: messenger RNA, 975 nt
Organism: Lindgomyces ingoldianus
Lineage: Eukaryota; Fungi; Ascomycota; Dothideomycetes; Pleosporales; Lindgomycetaceae
Product: NAD(P)-binding protein
Exons: 2
Coding region: 1-975 (324 amino acids)
Source: RefSeq, a predicted model, not a curated record
AUGGAUUUCCUCAAAGCACAGUUCACUAAGAUACUGCCCGUAACGCCCGCCAACCUCUCCGAAAGCACUGUUCUGAUCACAGGAGCUAAUGCAGGUAUUGGCUUUGAGGCGGCCCGAGAGAUCUUAAAAUCCAAGCCAAAACGCCUCAUUCUUGCUGUUCGGAAUCUGGACCGCGGAAAUGCCGCUGCUUCCGAUCUCUCGAAAAUCAAGGACGCAUCGACAGAGAUCGAUGUACGGCAGCUUGACCAGUCCAGCUUCGCAUCAGUGAAGGCGUUCGCCGACGGUUUGAGUGGACAGAAGGUGGACGUCGCUAUUCUAAAUGCAGGCGUAUGGAAUUUCAAAUGGACACCAACCACCAAUGGCUAUGAGUCGGAUCUCCAAGUCAACGUACUCAGCCCAGCCCUACUAUCCCUUCUCCUUCUUCCGAACCUCCGCCAAGCAACCUCACCGAGCGCUCCCGAUGCCUCAAAGCCACACCUGAGCUUCGUAUCGAGCGGUUUGCAUGCGAUGGCACAAUUCCCCGAACAUAAGCUUCCUGCGGGCCAAGUACUGGAGGCACUGAAUGACCAGAGCAAGUACAAUGGUCAGGAUCGCUAUGCUGCGACCAAGUUGAUUGGGCUAGUUUGGGCCAAAGAGCUUGCGAAGCGAAUAUCCAGUGAUCAAGUCAUCGUUAACGCGGUGAAUCCUGGAUUCUGCAAGACGAAUCUGAUGGGUGAUGCAUCGGGUAUGAUGAAGUAUAUGACGAAGUGCUUCUCUAUUUGUCUUGGCCGGUCCGCACAGGAUGGUGCAAGAUGUGUUGUGGAUGCUGCCAUUGCGAAGGGACCAGAGAGCCAUGGACGGUAUCUCAGUGAGAAGAUGAUCAAAGAUGAAGCGCCGAUUGCUAAUGAUGCCGAAAUUCAAACUAAAAUUUGGGAUGAGAUUACUGCUAUCCUUAAGAAAGAGAAGGUCUUUCCGGGUAGUGCGGAGUCACUCUAG